GCAAAAUUCUUGUCUCGUCUCAAAAAUCACAUCAAGAUCAGAUUACUAACAAAGAAAUGCUAAUGCGCCAAUCGGCACUUUUUGCCUUUCUCUUUCAAAGUUGAUCGACCCCCACACAUUAAUUCACUUUAUCUAACGUCGUGGGCUGAGUAAGAGUGAGGCGUUUUUCCUCCGCUGCUAAACCCCAUCGACCACAGGUCCACUGCAACUCCUUCACCUUCCUUUGACACUACCGAUUUUACCUCGAAAUAUUUUCCUAUUUUUGCUACUUUGUCGUAAAUUUACAACAUGGACUGGUUCACGUUGGCACUGAGUUUCGCCCUGUUUCUAUGUGUAUCAGGGGAAACAGAGUAUUUAGGAAAAGCAACCAACACUCUCAGACUUGUGCACAUGUUGUAUCGUCAUGGUGACAGGACUCCAGUGCGACCAUAUCCUUUGGACCCCUACCUCAACUUAACCCAUUGGCCUGUAUCGUGGGGCCAGCUGACCAAAGAAGGCAAAGAGAGGCAUUUUAAACUGGGACAGUUGAACCGGGAACGCUAUGGAGAUUUCCUCUCAGAAACUUACAACCCAGAUGAAAUUUACGUCAGAUCCACUGAUGUCGACAGGACCUUGAUGAGUGCAGAAUGUCAUUUGGCGGGACUCUUCCAGCCCAAUGACAAUCAGACUUGGCAUCCAGAUCUAGCCUGGCAGCCCAUUCCAGUCCACACUAUUGCAAAAGAGCAGGAUCUGCUGCUGGUGUUGGAAUCGGAGUGCCCUCGUUAUGACGAGCUCCUCGCCCAGCUCAACUCUUCACCAGACGUUCGCAAACGCAUGGACAGUAACAAGGAAAUGCUGGAUUAUUUGGCUGUCAAGAGUGGCCUGAAUAUGACAGAGAUUGAUGACAUCGAAUACCUUUACGACACGCUCUUUAUCGAAGAUCGUUUCAACAAGACGCUGCCCGAAUGGACUACAAAGUACUUUCCCAGUCCAAUGAAGGAAUUUUCCGACUUUAGUUUCGAGAUGAAAGCUUACAAUUUGGAAAUGCAGCGUCUCCGUGGAGGCCCGUUGGUGAAGGAGUUGGUUGAACAUCUGGGCGCUUACGCCCAGUCGAAGCUAACCCCACCCAAUAGGAAGCUGUUCAUGUAUUCGGCUCAUGACGUCACUGUGGCCACUUUUCUUUCUGCCCUCAACAUCUUUAACGGCAUCCAGCCACCGUACGCGUCCAUGGUCCUGGUGGAGCUGCACGAACGCAAACCCAACGACUUUUACGUCAAGAUUUUGUACAAGAACGUGUCGGAUGAUGGGCGGAAUCCCGAGGUUCUUUCGCUGCCCGGCUGCACGCGAUUCUGUCCCCUUGACAAGUUUUUCCAGCUCGUCCAAAAUGCGACGAGCGACGACAUCAAAGUCGAGUGCAAAUUGGUGAAGCCUGAUGCCUCCACCUUUGACACCAUGCUAGUCAUUAGCCUGUUGGCUUCCUUGAGCUGCCUGUUGCUGGUCGCCUUGCUGGUGAUUGGCGCCCUGUGGUACCGCAAAGUGAGGCAAGAGAACGGUUACGCCUACAGCACCAUUCAAGCCGAAUGAGCAGCCCCAAAUCAUUUCAUUUUCCUGUGUUAUUUUUCUUUCUUUCCCUCCAUUGGUGACAGUAUAAGUUCGAACCAUCUUUUUCUUCAUCUAUUUUUUUUUGAAACUCUUGUGUGUUAUGUUGACCGUAAUUCCUCUCUCAGUUGUCAAUUUAAGUGGUAAAAAAUGGCGAAAAAUAAUAAAAAAAAGGAAGAGAAAUGUAAA
This is a messenger RNA of Daphnia pulicaria, 1767 nucleotides long. RefSeq names its product prostatic acid phosphatase-like. The record is from RefSeq and is a predicted model, not a curated record. Gene Ontology annotation, biological process: dephosphorylation. Lineage: Eukaryota; Metazoa; Arthropoda; Branchiopoda; Diplostraca; Daphniidae. Bases 289 to 1563 code for a protein of 424 amino acids. The transcript is spliced from 8 exons. Gene Ontology annotation, molecular function: phosphatase activity.